AUGGAGUCAGCCAUUGGUGUACUCGUGUCCCAGUUCAAGGCGUUUGCUGGAAGUGAUGGAUCCUCAGACACACUGAGCAGAGAUGAGUUCCAGAGCCUGGUCAAAACACAACUCCCCAACUUCGUUAAGAACGCUGAUGACCCAGCUGUCAUCGACCGACUCAUGGACUCAAUUGACGAGAACAACGACGGAGAGCUCACCUUCCUGGAGUUCUGGCAGCUGAUUGGACGACUAGCAAAUCAACACGGCGGCUUUAUCCAAUAG
Molecule: messenger RNA, 264 nt
Organism: Oncorhynchus masou masou (cherry salmon)
Lineage: Eukaryota; Metazoa; Chordata; Actinopteri; Salmoniformes; Salmonidae
Product: protein S100-A11-like
Exons: 2
Coding region: 1-264 (87 amino acids)
Cellular component (GO): perinuclear region of cytoplasm
Molecular function (GO): calcium-dependent protein binding; transition metal ion binding; calcium ion binding
Source: RefSeq, a predicted model, not a curated record